CGAAGGGUCGAUAGACGAAAAUUGCAUAAUGUCAUCACCGGCGGCGGCGUUUGAAGAUGUUCGGCCUGUAGAAAACUCACCUAGGAAAUGUGAAAAGACUCGUUACCGAAAAGUUUUCUCUCAAGUUUAUGCUUGGAAGACAGUACAGCGUACCUUGCAGGAUUUAGAGACAGCAAGGCAUGUCUUCUUCAGCGCCGGACUGCAGCGGUUCUGGAGUAGAAGGCCAAGAUGAUGGAAAGAAAUUGAAGAGAGCGGCUUCAAGUCCUUCCUCAAGUUGCGGAGCACGUAACUCAUCGGCCUCGACAGAAAACUCCCCCUCUGCAGUUACUAUCAACCUCAGACGAGAGUACACCCGUGCCGUUCAGACCAACUCCUACAACGAGAUGUGGUCGAUAAUCCACCGUCCAAAUGGACAAGGAGAGGUAGAGGGCGGUGGUGAGGAGAUUCUCAGGCCUGAUCGGGCUUCCGUCGAGGAGGUCAUCCGCUUGGCUCGACCAACUCGUCUCACCCGCCUCGUAUCCCGUUAUCUCGAAAGCAGCGAGCUGGCCUCUGACCUAUUAGUCUCGCUCCGACGCUCCGUAGACCUUGCCCGCGAAAUCUAUGCUCCGAUUUCCUUGCUUCUGGAAGUUCUCCCUGCCGCUUCCCCGAUCCCCUCGCCGGCGCAAUCCGUUCGUCCACUUCUGUCCUUACCGCAGUGCGACUGUGCUUUCGACGCAUUCGUCGACUUUGACCGCCGGGAGAAUCCCUUCCAAUGCGACGUGGACGGCUUCGGUGACAUCCGUGACUCUUUCGCCGUUCUGAAGCAGCAGCUUGGACUGCGUCUACUGAAAGCCCGACGUAGGCAUCGCUUCCUUCGCCAGGCCACCAUCGCCUCUGCGACAUGCCUAGUGUUGUCGGUCACGGGGGCCGUUGCAACUGCGCUUGUCCUCGCCAGCCAUGCGCUACUGGCGGUUGCGGCGUUUGGGCCCGUGGCGUUGUGCUGCGGUGGUAGUGAUGUGCUGGCUGGAAGGAGGCGGCAUCAGAAGGAGCGGAUAGAUGGGACGGACGAGGCCGCGAGGGAGACUUACGUGCUGGAUAAACAUAUUAGCACGGUUGAGCGGCUGGUAGCGAGGUUGCACGCGACGGUGGAGAGCGAUAAGGUUUUGGUGCGGCUGGGGCUUGAGCGAGGCCGGGGUCAGAUUUACCCCAUCCAAGAAGUGGUGCGCCAGAUUCGGAAGAACCAUUCAAGCUUCCGACAUCAGCUGACGGAUCUCGACGAGCACGUCUGCCUCUGUAUGGCUGCACUCAACCGUCUCAGGAGCCUUCUUUUCCACCAAAUAAACCAUUUCAAAUCAACUGGCUAAGAUCAUUGGAAUAUGGAAGGCGACGGAUUUAGUAGCUUUUAUCGACCCCAUUUAUUUCAACUACUGCUUCCAUUAUUCAAUGCUUCAACUCCCUUUCAAAUAAGACAUGAACAUAACUCAAACAUCGCCGUAUUCUCGGCUUCUUUUUUACCGUAUCCAAUGGGCUGAGGUUUUCUUACUCUGGAGCUCGCGAUUGUCGAGGCUUGAACAAGUGUUUUUGAAGAACUACUGAAUAGCGAACCUACAGGAGAUUGAACAGCGUUUCUUAAUUCAGAGAGAGGGUUGAUAUUCUCGGGACAAGGAAGUUAAAGCUAUAUUUUAUGUUAUGGACAGAUCUUCGGCAUACUUUUGAUGUGAUUAAAGCUUGCAACUCAGAUAAGCGCGACUAAACCAUUGUUAGCUUUAUGAUGGUUAGAAAGGCGUUCUUUUACUUGAAUUAACAAAUAGAUUUAAUCAUUUUGAUUGUAGGCAAUCUAGUUGACAAGUAUUGUUAACUAAUCAUCUACUUUUUAGCAAGUUAGUUUGAUUCAUGUACAAUGAGAAGCUAUCUCAGUGAACUUGAUGGCAGUGAAGGGUUUAAAUUACAAUUUCAAAUUCAUUAACACUAAGGAAAGCUUGUAGCAUGCUUUCAGGACAACAUAGCCUUGGUCAGGCCCAAUCUAUUAUUAAUUUGUUGCAAAUUUCUUGGGUCUAGAUGAUGUGGUGGCGGGCUUUAAUUUGUCCUAGGAGAUAGAGCUGACCCAUGUUGGAUUGUCUUACCACCAGAUAUGCCAAUUUGAAAGCUUCAUCCAGUUGGGUAGUUUGAGAGAAGUUCAUGCCAUAUGAUUUAUUUUUGAAAAUAAUGACACUGUCAAUCUCUUGGAGGAGGCAGUCAAUGAGCCCUUUGAAGCACCUAAGAGCAAUGGGAUAAAGCAACAAAGGGAGAUAAUAGAAAGAGAGAAAUUUGGUGAUGGAGUUCAGGGGAGAGUGAUGGAUUGUGUCGGCAGAGUCCAAGGUGUGUCAUUGAGCUUCGAAUUGUGACAUUAGUAUGUUGAUGUUGAUUUCAUGGUGUUUAUUUUGUAUCCGUUCAUUUAGCUAUUAAUUUGGCUGGGCAGAGUUCCAGGUGUGAUCAAACAUGCUUGACUGUCCUGCUUCUAGACUGGAGUGGUCAGUGGUAUCUCCACCUUCAGCCCCAUAAUUGUUAGAUUUCUUGAUGCUUUAAAUAUUCAGUUAGAACCAUUGCUCAAUAUAUGAUGAACGCUUGCAUUGUAUUGUUGCAGUAAUAAAAUUGUAGAUUUACUCU
Phalaenopsis equestris is the source of this 2625-nucleotide messenger RNA. Its product is annotated as UPF0496 protein At3g19330-like. Bases 180 to 1343 code for a protein of 387 amino acids. The transcript has 2 exons. NCBI's taxonomy places the organism in Eukaryota, Viridiplantae, Streptophyta, Magnoliopsida, Asparagales, Orchidaceae. The record is from RefSeq and is a predicted model, not a curated record.